Messenger RNA from Actinia tenebrosa (Australian red waratah sea anemone), 3779 nucleotides. Its product is annotated as myocyte-specific enhancer factor 2C. Gene Ontology annotation, biological process: cell differentiation; positive regulation of transcription by RNA polymerase II. Gene Ontology annotation, molecular function: protein dimerization activity; DNA-binding transcription factor activity, RNA polymerase II-specific; RNA polymerase II cis-regulatory region sequence-specific DNA binding. NCBI's taxonomy places the organism in Eukaryota, Metazoa, Cnidaria, Anthozoa, Actiniaria, Actiniidae. The record is from RefSeq and is a predicted model, not a curated record.
AUUUUUUUUCUUAUACAAUGUUUAAAUUUCAUCAUCGAUGGAGAAAAAUUAUCAAACCAGGAAUUUCGGAAAUCCAAAAUGGCGGGAGAUCGCUUUCGUGGACAUCAGUUCUCUUAAUUUCCUGUCUAAAAUUUUUGCAUUCCUUGUUAAAUUAUUAUUCAUGUCUGGCAAAUAAUCACAUGAUCAAGGCCUUGUAUGUUUGCAGAUCUUCGACUUAAAGGUCGUUGUAAACAUUGCAGUAGGAGAAAUGAAAAGAUGUCUUGAAUAUUAGAUCAUUAGGCAGAGAAUCGAGUCUACAUUCCCAGGGACAACCCCUCCGAAUUACAUCAUACCACGCAAUAAAACGCCAAAAUCCAAGCUUUCGAAAAAUCCCUUCUUGUUCCUUUUUAUAGAACGUAUAAGCUUAAAACUCAAAGAAAUAUUCUUGAUGCCAAAGUUGUACAAGUUUGAAAGAUUAAUCCAAGGAGUACGAACUCUCGAUAAGUUUACAUAAGCAUAAAUCCUCUUCCUUCGACACUGGAAAACACAAAAAUGGGACGCAAAAAGAUACAAAUAUCCAGAAUUGGAGACGAAAGAAAUCGCCAGGUCACAUUCACUAAAAGAAAGUUUGGUCUGAUGAAGAAAGCUUAUGAGCUGAGCAUCCUUUGUGACUGCGAAAUUGCAUUGAUCAUCUUCAACUCUGCCAACAAGCUGUUUCAGUAUGCAAGCACCGACAUGGACAAAAUUCUCCUAAAGUAUACUGAAUACAAUGAGCCUCAUGAAAGCAGAACUAAUGCUGACAUUGUUGAGACCAUCUCAAAGAAAGAAAACAAGCAGAUAUCCUCACCAGAAGAUACCGACAAGCAAUUCGUUCUGACUCCGAGGACAGAAGCCAAGUAUAACAAAAUCAAUGAAGAAUUUGACCAAAUGAUGAAGAAAAACUAUGUUCCCCAACAGAAUCCAGAUGGUUACCCACAGGYGAUGCCGGUAUCUGUGCCAGUCUCCCAGAACAGCAAUGGUUCAGAUGACACUAAUGGGUACUCUGUCAGUAGGAGCAGUAGCGUUGAUACUAUUGGGAGUAGUUCUGGUAUAGGAAAUGCCAACACAGCUGGAAGAAUAUCCACAGGAACCCCAAAUCAGUCAAACCCAGGACUAAGCAUAUCAGGACCCCAACAACAAACCAUGUCAGACCUAGUAGCAGCUGCCGAAAUGAACACCAAUAAACAAAGCAUCACUGGCCAAUACCAAAGGUCCACUAACUCAGUCGGCAGUGACCAUGGAUCAGGAUUCCCUGCRCCUGCAGUUCAUAGUGGACGUAACUCUGUCUCUCCCAACCCACAAGUCUCGCAGGCUCCCAACCGACCUCAUCUCAAAGUAGUGAUUCCGUCUUCUAAUAGACCUAAUGCUCAAAUGGGUAAUCGUGGCAAUUUGUCAUCCAAUUCUCAAGUUCAGUUUUCUCAGGGGAGUUAUGGACUCUCAACUCCAGUUAUUUCUCUUGCAACGCCAAGUAAUCCAGCAGCUCCACCUUCAUUCACGUCAAUGCCUUCUGGAUUCCCAAGUGAACUACAUCCUGACAGUGCAGAUGUGUUGAAGCAACUUGGGCAGUUUCCACAAUUACUGCCACAACAACAAGCAUUUCUACAGCAGCAGAUAAAUCUGCAGAAUUUGCAGGCAUUAAGUUUUCUACAAGGAAACCCAGGCCUUAUGGGGGGAGCAAACCUACUAGGCAACAGACUGACUGUACCUAGUUCUUCUCAAAGCCAUAAUCUUGUCAACGUCAAAUCAGAACCAGUCACAGAACACGAUCCAUCAUCUCCAGGUUCUCGAUCAUCGGUCUCUCCAACAUCGCCCUACUGUCGACAGACACYGAGUAGGGAAGGGAGAGAAAUGGAUAUGAGUGAGAACAACAUGCCGAAGCGACAGCGACUGGAUGUUACAGCCAAUGGUUGGCGUUAGUUGUGAGUGCUGAGAACUUUGAUUUUAAAUAUACUUUUACUUUGUGAAAAUAUUGACCAAAUGUGGUAUAAAUAAUUGUGAAUAAUUCGAACAAGUAGGAUUUUUGAAGAAGUGUGCUCGGACUUUGUGUUUUAUGUAAAAAUACAAUAAGAAAUUCAUUCAUGACGUAUAUACAGUAAUACAUUACUUGUUUUUAACACUGAAAGUCUUUGGGCUUGUCAAUGUAAAAUAAAGUUUUGUUGAGAUUUCACAAGAAAAAUAUACAACCUUCCUCAAUUGGACGCUUCAUUAUCCAAGAAGCUUUUUACUUUUAGCAUGCAAUAUUUGUGCCUUUAGUUUUUGGUCAAUAUUUUCCCAAUAAGUUGUAUAUCUAGUCUUCAUUAAUCCUUAUAAGUAAUUUCUUAAAUACAUAUAAGUUCAAAAAAGAAAAAAUAAUGUAGUUAUAUAAUUUUAUUGUUUCAACCAAAAUUAUUGUAGAUCGUGUUAUUCUUAAGACAUGGAAUGCUUCUUUUAUUUUUGUGGGAGUGCUUCCUAAAAAAAUGAAAUGGCUAUUGCCUAUAGUAUUUUAACAGCAGUGGAAUUGGUUGUUUUAUGUAAGAAAGGUAGAAAGUCAAAUUUCCCAAACAUUUUACGAGUUAUUUUUUUCAUUUCCGAAAAGAAUUGUGGUUAUCCCAAAUAAUUCAACCAUAUAUUGAAAAUAUCCAUAUGAGGGCAAUGUUCAUAAAAAGAACGAAUAUAUAUGGGUAUUUUCGUUUAAUUAUUUUUAAGGGACCAUAAUUCUUUUCGGGGUUCUGAUAGGUUAUUACGUCACUUUUAAGCACGUGACUUAUUGGUGUAACACAGUCUGUCACGCUUUCUUCUGUCACGGAGGUAUAUUUAUUUGAAAGUGCCUUUCAACAUUUUGUAAAACAAAUUAUAUAUAAAUAGCAUGUCUAGAAAGUAUAUUAUCCAAAUUAUUGACUCAAAGUAAAUAAUCCAAGUAUAUAAUCAAGAUAGUAAUUUGGUGCAUUCAUUAAGGCUGUGUUACACAUCUUGCACUUGUAUUUUGCUUAUUGAUGGUUGCAAGCAUUCCCAAGAGAGUUAAAAACAAAAGCAUGGCGGCCAUUGUGCGUUAACGAUGGAUGCUAACGAGAAGUAUUUUAUUAAAUGGCACCAACGCUUCCCCGAGAGGCUGCGAUGACGUAACGUGCAAUCAAAGAAUGCUCCAAUAAAUUUUUCGCAAACUUUCGUUUUUAAAUUUCAUUAAAUUUGUGCCUAUAUUUUACAUUAAGGUUAAAAUUGUGUUAAUUUGUUUAGUUUUAGGUAAAUAUAUAUUCAAUAUUAGAUUAAUGUCUCUUAACAUUACAAGUGAUUUGGUUAUGCCAUCUUUUGUACAUAGAAGGCCCAACAUUGUACUCUAGAAUUUUAAACAAAGAUUUAUUAUACAAGCUAUAUACUGUUGUUUCUUGCUGCUAUAAGUGCGAGAUAAUAAAAUGGUGAAUUUGCAAAAUGACGUCAAUUUCUUUGCAACUUAGUUUCCGUGGUAACGAGCUAUUUUGUCUUGGGCUUUAUUUUCCCGCCUUUUUGAGGCUCGACUUUCCAUUACGCAUGCGCUUUGAGCAAGAAUAUAUAGUAAAUGCUUGGCAUGUUUCAAAAUGUUAGCGUAAACUUAAAAAGCAAGAGAAGCUAUGAGCCUUUAGUUACAGGUUCAGUCUCCUGAAAUCGGUUAUCCAUUAAUCAUCUAAAAUUGCUAACGUUUUGAAAUAUUACUCUAAUAACUGAAUGAUUAUGUCAUUUGAAUCCAUUUUGUGGCUAUUUUAUAAUUAGCGUUGAAAACUUAAAGCUUAAUUUGUAAAAAAAAAAAA